Micromonas pusilla CCMP1545 is the source of this 1083-nucleotide messenger RNA. RefSeq lists its product as uncharacterized. The transcript has 2 exons. Gene Ontology annotation, molecular function: N-acetyltransferase activity. Bases 1 to 1083 code for a protein of 360 amino acids. The record is from RefSeq and is a predicted model, not a curated record. NCBI's taxonomy places the organism in Eukaryota, Viridiplantae, Chlorophyta, Mamiellophyceae, Mamiellales, Mamiellaceae.
AUGGCCGCGUUACCCGUCGCCUCGGCGCGCGUCGCCCCGCGCGCGGCGAUCUCGCCGCGAGCUCGCCGCGCCGCGCCGUCGUCGUCGUCGUCCUCGCGCCGCGGAGGACGCCUCCGCGUCCGCGCGGAGGACGCGAAGCAGGAAUCGAGAUCACCCGCGCCGUACGUCCCGGGGCAGAUGAUGCGCGAGGAGAACGCGAAGAAAGAGGAAGCGAAGAGCGAGAAAGAUAAAAAAGAGGCUGAGUUCGAGAAGGCGUUCGCGUACAUCCCGCCGGAGGGGUAUCCGGAGCAGAACCGCCUCAUCCCGAAGGGCCUGCGCGUGCGUCUCGGCGCGGGGAUCGUCGAGAUCGUGGACGAAGACGCCAUCGAGCGCAAGCGUCAGGCGGCGAAAGCAGCCGCGGAGGGCGAGGGGCGGCCGGGGUCGUACGUCGUGGAGGAGAACUUCCAGACCAAGGACAAGCAGAACGUCGUGAUCGCGGCGAUGAACGAGGAGGACUGCGUGGACGCGACGAAGCUCAUCAUGUCGUUGUUCUUCAAGGUAAGGCCGAUCGAUUACCUCGCCAAGGACCGACUCGAGGCGGAGCAGAGCGAAAGAGUGUUUAACGGCCUGAAAGAGGGCGUCUUAGAGUCCAACGAUCGCCUUCUCAUCGUCGCGAAGAUCGGCGGGCGGCUCGUCGGCGUCGCGGAGGUGUCGUUGCCCGGAGGGAAGCGGUUCGGCGCGGAGUUGCUGCAGCCGAGGGCGCCGGAUGAUUUCCCGUACGUCAGCGACGUCGCGGUGGCGCCGCCGGCGCGAGGGAAGGGCAUCGGACGCGCGCUUCUGAACGCGUGCGAGAGCGCGAUGGUGCGCCAAGGGCUGGAGAAGAUAUAUCUCCACGUCAAGGUGGACAACGAGGAGGGGCAGGCGCUGUUCGAGAGAAGCGGGUACGAAGAGCCCGCGGACGCCAAGGCUGGGCUGACGCAGUUUCAGAUUUCGCAGCGCGCGAGCAAAGGGGGCGUUUUCUCCAAGCUCGGGCUCGUGGAGGCGGGGCACAUGCUGAUGAUGAAGGAGCUGAAUGCGGAGAGACGCGCCGGGCAAAGUCCUUAA